Messenger RNA from Osmia lignaria (orchard mason bee), 2365 nucleotides. It is a transcript of the gene Ttc30, whose product is annotated as tetratricopeptide repeat domain 30. Lineage: Eukaryota; Metazoa; Arthropoda; Insecta; Hymenoptera; Megachilidae. Gene Ontology annotation, cellular component: axonemal microtubule; intraciliary transport particle B. The record is from RefSeq and is a predicted model, not a curated record. Gene Ontology annotation, molecular function: protein binding; intraciliary transport particle B binding. Gene Ontology annotation, biological process: intraciliary transport.
GCAUAAUAAAAAUAAUUAAAUACUAUAUUAUAAAUAGAGAAAUAAUGUGAUAAACAUUAUAUGUGUUCAUUAUAUUGAAGCGUUUAAUAAAAGAAGUUCUUGGCAUUAAAAAUGCACAAAAUUGAAUUCUUUCAUAUGGGAACAGUCACUGUGUUUCUAUGGUAACUGUGUGUGCACUUUGUUACAACAUUGAAUGCAUACUGUGCACAUUGGAUAGUAAAGUAUAUAGUAAAAGUUUUGUGAAAUAAAUAAUCACCAAUAUUUUGUAAAUUAAAAAGGUGUCAACGCCUACAACAUGAGUACUUUCAUACAAAAUAUUUACAUUAAAGAUGGAGAAUAUACAAAAACAAUUUAUACAAUGAUUAAGGAACAAAGAUAUACAGAGACAAUAAAAGUGUUAAUUGCACUUCUAGAUGUUUAUCCUGCUUCCAGACCUUGUUUAUCUCUACUUGCUCACUGUUAUUUUUAUACUCAAGAUUUUAUAGCUUCUGCGCAAUGUUAUGAAAAAUUAGUUCAAUUAUGUCCGGAUGAAAGUAUAUACAAGUUAUACCAUGGUCAAUCUUUACAUCAAGCAUGUAUGUAUCAAGAAGCAUGGACAAUAUGUUCCAGUAUCGUUAAUCAAAGCAACCUGGAAUUUAAAGUAAAGAAACUGCAGGCAGCAAUAAAAUAUGGCCAAGAAGAUAUUGUUGCUGCAAAAAAUCUUGUUGAUCAAUGCUCAGUUGAUGAUGUUGAUACAGAGAUUAAUUUAGGAUGUCUUUUAUACAAGGAAGAACAAUACGAACAAGCAUUAAAAAAAUUUGCUAAUGCGUUACAAAUUGCAGGUUUUAAACCACAUUUAUCAUAUAAUGUUGCACUUUGCUAUUUUAAAUUAAAAGAAUAUGCUGCAUCCUCGAAACAUAUUGCUGAUAUUAUUGAACAAGGGAUAAAGGAACAUCCAGAAUUAGGAGUAGGCAUGACAACAGAAGGCAUAGAAGUACGCAGUGUUGGUAAUACUUUAACGCUUCACGAAACAGCUUUAACAGAAGCAUUCAAUUUAAAAGCAGCCAUAGAAUAUCAACUACAAAAUUUUGAAGCAGCAAAAGAAGCAUUAACGGAUAUGCCUCCCAGAUCUGAAGAAGAGCUUGAUGCUGUUACUUUGCAUAAUCAAGCCUUAAUAAAUAUGGAUACAAAGCCAAGCGAAGGAUUUGAGAAACUAAUGUUUUUAUUACAACAAAAUCCAUUUCCACCUGAAACUUUUGCUAAUUUGUUACUGUUGUACUGCAAAUAUCAAUACUAUGAUUUAGCUGCAGAUGUGCUUGCCGAAAAUGUGCACUUGACUUACAAAUACUUAACGUCGUAUUUAUAUGAUUUUUUGGAUGCAUUAAUUACGCAACAAACUUCACCAGAAGAAGCCUAUCGGAAAUUUGACGAUCUUGGUAAUAAACAUAUGGAAAUAUUACGAAAAGCUACAAAAAGAGUACAAGAAGCAAGAUUAAAUCACGAUGAUAAUGCCGUUAAAAAAGCAGUAAAUGAUUACGAAGAAGCCUUAGAAAGAUACAUACCAGUUUUAAUGGCACAAGCUAAAAUUUAUUGGGAACUUGGGAAUUAUAUACAAGUGGAAAAGAUUUUCAGAAAAAGCGUGGAAUUCUGCAAUGAGCAUGAUAUAUGGAAACUAAACGUAGCUCAUACUCUUUUUAUGCAAGAAAAUAAAUUUAAAGAAGCGACUGGAUUUUACGAGCCGAUUGUUCGAAAAAAAUAUGAUAAUAUUUUAGAUGUAAGCGCUAUAGUACUUGCUAAUUUAUGCGUUAGCUACAUUAUGAACUCUCAGAAUGCGGAAGCUGAAGGAUUGAUGAAAAAAAUUGAAAAGGAAGAGCAAGCCGUUUCGCAAGAAGAUCAGGAGAAAAAAUUAUUUCACUUGUGCAUUGUAAAUUUAGUAAUUGGAACGUUGUAUUGUUCAAAAGGAAAUUAUGAAUUUGGGAUAUCCAGAGUAAUGAAAAGUUUGGAACCUUAUAAUAAAAAAUUAGGAACAGAUACUUGGUUUUAUGCGAAAAGAUGCUUUCUAUCUCUUUUAGAACAGCUGGCUAAGCAACUAGUAGUUUUAAAAGAUACUACACUUCAGGAAUGUAUACAAUUCUUGGAACACUGUGAAGUUUAUGGAAGAGACGUGGUGACAGUUGUAGAGCAGCCUUUUGAUAUGCAGGAUAUGCUUUCCGUAACUCCUCAAGGAAAAGAAACGGUUGUAUACGAAGCGCGUUAUUUAAAAGCUUUAUUCUUAAAACUACAAAUGUGAAUAUCUACGUAAAGAUAUGUGUAACAUAUGUAACAUUUGGUAGCAAGGAUUUAUUAUAUGUACAUAUGUAUACGAUCAUUAAAUCUUAACAUAAAA